Camelina sativa (false flax) is the source of this 2451-nucleotide messenger RNA. Its product is annotated as putative protein phosphatase 2C 66. Gene Ontology annotation, biological process: protein dephosphorylation. Gene Ontology annotation, molecular function: protein serine/threonine phosphatase activity. The record is from RefSeq and is a predicted model, not a curated record. NCBI's taxonomy places the organism in Eukaryota, Viridiplantae, Streptophyta, Magnoliopsida, Brassicales, Brassicaceae.
AUUGUGACUCUGUCUCUUCUUCUUCAUCUUCUUCAUUUGGUUCCAACUUCCCAACAUAAAUUUAACCAAAACUCAUUCACACACCAUCUCCUCUUUAUGAACGACGCCAAUUCAAGUGGCUAGAGAAAAAACGACAUCGUUUCAGAUUUCUAAAUCUCUUUAAAUCCUCUUCAACUUAUGGGGAAUGGAGUCACCACCUUGACCGGUUGCUGUACAGGAACCGUCGCCGGAGAAAUUUCCCGACGGUACGACGUGUCUCUUGUUCACGACGGUCUUGGCCACUCUUUCUGCUACAUAAGACCGGAUCUCACCGGUGUAGUAUUACCUUCUCCUUCGCCGGAGAUUCCUCUCCGAUCAGAACCUAUUCUUGAAACCACCACCACCACCUUCCGUUCAAUCUCCGGCGCUUCUGUCAGCGCAAAUCCUUCAACGGCGCUCUCCGGAGCGUUAUCUUCUGAUUCAGAUUGUCAGUACAGCUCCGCCGUCUCCGCCUCCGCUUUCGAGAGCUCCGGUAAUUUCGCCUCUCUCCCUCUCCAGCCAGUGCCGCGUGGCACCACGUGGCAAUCGGGUCCGAUUGUCAACGAAACGGGUCACGGGUCAGCUCCGUUUGAGCGGCGGUUCUUAUCGGGCCCGAUCGAAAGCGGGUUGUAUUCGGGUCCGAUCGAGCCCACUAAGAAGACUGAGAAAGAGAAGCCGAAGAAGGUGAGAAGAAAAGUAGCUUCAACGAAAAAACACAAAUCGAAGAAGAGCUUUGUAACAUUCAAAACACUAUUCACGAGUCUAAUCUCCAACAAUAAACCUCGCUUGAAGAAGAGUGUGAUCGAGCCGAUCAACGGUUCUGAUUCGUCAGAGUCUGAUCAUCAUCAUCAUCAUCAUGAACAUGUGAUCAGUUCCUCAAGAAGUCACGAAAACCCUAAAUCUGAUCUUGAAGAAGAAGAUGGAAAACAGAGUACUGACUCUGUUUUGGAUGUUGAGUGGGCUCAGGGGAAAGCAGGGGAGGAUCGUGUACACGUGGUUGUAUCUGAAGACAACGGAUGGGUCUUUGUCGGAAUCUACGACGGAUUCAGUGGUCCAGAUGCGCCGGAUUAUCUCCUCAACAAUCUAUACACCGCCGUGCAAAAGGAGCUUGAUGGGUUACUUCGGAAGGACGAAAAGGUUAGGUCUUUUGGAGAAAACGGCGAGACCCGGAUGGGAAAAUGUUCCGAUGAGGAAGAUUCUGAUUCGGGAAAAGAGAAUUGUCCUGAGGUGAACAGUGAUGAUGUAGUUGCUUCCGGUGCAAGAAACCAAGAGAAGAGUGUGAAAUGGAGAUGUGAAUGGGAGAAUAAGUCAAACAACAAGACCAAACCUGAUAACAAAUGUGAUCAGAAAGGAUCAAACUCGACGACGACAAACCAUAAAGAUGUUCUUAAAGCUCUUUUACAAGCGCUGAGGAAAACUGAAGAUGCGUACCUAGAGCUAGCUGAUCAAAUGGUCCAAGAGAAUCCAGAACUGGCAUUGAUGGGAUCUUGUGUUCUCGUGACAUUGAUGAAAGGAGAAGAUGUAUAUGUGAUGAAUGUCGGAGAUAGUCGAGCAGUUUUAGGCCGGAAACCUAAUUUAGCCACCGGGAAAAAAAGGCAAAAGGAGUUGGAGAGAAUUAAGGAAGAUAGUUCAUUAGAAGAUCGUGAAAUUUUGACGAAUGGAGCCAUGCGUAAUACUUUGGUUCCUUUACAGCUUAACAUGGAACAUAGCACAAGAAUUGAAGAGGAAGUAAAAAGAAUCAAGAGGGAACAUCCUGAAGAUGAUUGUGCAGUAGAGAAUGAUAGAGUUAAAGGUUACCUUAAGGUCACUCGUGCAUUUGGAGCUGGAUUUCUCAAACAGCCUAAAUGGAACGAUGCACUUUUAGAGAUGUUCAGGAUAGACUACAUUGGGACAUCACCAUACAUUACAUGUUCUCCAUCACUAUGUCACCACAAGCUAACGUCACGUGACAAAUUCCUGAUCCUCUCUUCUGAUGGAUUGUAUGAAUAUUUCUCAAACCAAGAAGCCAUCUUCGAGGUUGAAUCUUUCAUAUCUGCUUUUCCUGAAGGCGAUCCGGCUCAACACUUAAUCCAAGAAGUUCUCCUUCGUGCUGCCAACAAGUUUGGUAUGGAUUUUCAUGAAUUGUUGGAGAUACCACAAGGAGAUCGUCGGAGGUAUCACGAUGAUGUCUCUGUGAUAGUGAUCUCACUUGAAGGAAGAAUAUGGAGAUCAUCAAUGUGAAUAUAUUACUGUUGUUUUUAUUCAUGAAUUUGAAUAUAUUGAAGAACUAAUUACAAUAACUCGGCUUGAUUUUUUUUUUCCGAUUUAAAGAUUUUAUUCUCAUAAUUUUUUCAUAUGUUGUAUCUAUGUUACCUAUAUAAUAUAGUUUAGUGAAAAUACACCAAAUUGGCAUACAUAUUUUCAUACCUUUUGCUUUUUGGGUUAUUUGGAGUU